AUGUUUUGCUCAACAAUAAUAGAAACAACAAAAUGUAGUUGUUCAUGCUGUUUUGGUAAUUCUUGUAAACCAGAAUCAUUACCAUCAUUAGAUGUUGAUAGAUGUUCUAUGUGUAAUAGAGAAUGUAUUACGGCUUAUCCAGCAAAAUGUGGACUAACUUCCGGUGCAACAGUUUCAUCAUGUGGUAUUGGAAUUUCUAUUGGUGUAAUUGUUGGUAUUGUAGUUGGAAUAAUUGCGAUAAUUGUUAUUGUAAUUCUGAUACUUCUACUUUGUAGACGUCGUUUAAGCUAUAGAUAA
Messenger RNA from Rotaria sp. Silwood1, 297 nucleotides. The record is from the annotation of a GenBank genome assembly. Lineage: Eukaryota; Metazoa; Rotifera; Eurotatoria; Philodinida; Philodinidae.